Messenger RNA from Phlebotomus argentipes, 803 nucleotides. RefSeq lists its product as uncharacterized. The record is from RefSeq and is a predicted model, not a curated record. NCBI's taxonomy places the organism in Eukaryota, Metazoa, Arthropoda, Insecta, Diptera, Psychodidae. The transcript has 2 exons. Bases 155 to 685 code for a protein of 176 amino acids.
UCGUGUGAUUAAGAUUUCACACGAGAGGAAUACAAAUAGUGCGGAAUAAAGGGCAGUUUCUGCCUAUAAAAGGCGAUUCCUUUGCUCCUGAAUCGCUGAGUAUUGACUUUGAUAUCGCAAAGUGAGGGUGAGAAUAUCAACAGUCCUGCCCAUCAUGAAUAAGUUACACUGCUUUGUGCUGCUGUGCGUGCCAAUUUGCUUAAAUCAAGUGUCACCCAUUGCGUGUGCAUACAAUCCGGAUGUUUUAGCCUCCCUGGAGAGCGUUAGGAAAAUGUAUCCGUCGCUCAACUUGAAGACCCUGUUGAAUCUCCUCGAGUCUAGCGGUGAACUCUUGAUAAAGAAGGAAGACCUGCUGGACGACAGGAGAGCUAAGCGAUACACUGGCGUGAUGCCCGAAGUGCUCGUGACCAAUGGAAUGCGGGAGGACCAUGAGGGACUCAAGGAUGUAGACGGUAUAAGAAAGUUCGCUUUAGACGCUGUCCAAGAAACUCCUUGGCUCAUAUUUCUCCUCACAGAAAAAUCCAAUAAGUACAUGACACCGCGACUGGGACGAGAUGCUUCCGGGGACAAUGGGGCGGAUUCCCAAAGGACAAGACCACCUUUUGCACCCAGACUCGGCAAGAAAUCCCUUCCCUUCUCACCCAGGCUGGGAAGGCAGAUGAUGUCAAGUUUCAGCGAUCAGUAACCACACGGAUCAACAUCACAGAUGAUCAUUCUUACCACAAAAUGAUGUACCAUGUAAAAUUAAGUGUUUGAAGCAAAACAAAGAGCAAGUUUUGAAAUAAAUGAAAUAUUUCAAAGAC